Messenger RNA from Arthroderma uncinatum, 564 nucleotides. RefSeq lists its product as uncharacterized. The transcript is spliced from 4 exons. Lineage: Eukaryota; Fungi; Ascomycota; Eurotiomycetes; Onygenales; Arthrodermataceae. Gene Ontology annotation, molecular function: DNA-binding transcription factor activity, RNA polymerase II-specific; RNA polymerase II cis-regulatory region sequence-specific DNA binding. The record is from RefSeq and is a predicted model, not a curated record. Gene Ontology annotation, cellular component: nucleus. Bases 1 to 564 code for a protein of 187 amino acids. Gene Ontology annotation, biological process: positive regulation of transcription by RNA polymerase II; mitotic cell cycle.
AUGGUCCCCGCGCCUCCAGUCCCGACUACCGCUCCGGCCCCGUCACAUCUCCAAGCUACCCACGUCCAGCAACAGCAGCAACAGCCGGGUCAGGUCCAUCCGCCUUCGUCACCCGCAAAUCCAAGAAAACGACGAGCCUCCAUCCAGCAGCCAGGAUCGCUGACAAACAUGGGGCCUCCAAUGGCGGGAUCCAACGCAGCUGACCAGGACGGUGCCACGGCGGGUAGCGGUGCUGCUGCUGCACCGGAGACGGGAGCCAAGAAGAAGGGACGCACCAACACGCCCUGGACGGCAGAGGAGGAGCAACGGCUCAAAACGAUGAGAGAUGCAGGUAAUACAUGGAGCGAGAUUGCAAAGACAUUCCCCACUCGGACUGAAGGGAGCGUCAAGAAACAUUGGUAUAAAGAUAUGCAUUAUGCGGAAUUUGCCGAAGACGAGUCUAUAGCCCUGCGAGAUGCAAUCAAGGAGUACGAAGCCAAUAAGUGGAAAGUUAUUGGCCAAAAGGUCGGGAAACCAGCAAAGGCCUGCGAACAAUAUGCCAAGGAGCAUUUCAAGAGCCUAUAA